Cavenderia fasciculata is the source of this 540-nucleotide messenger RNA. It is a transcript of the gene ndufs7, whose product is annotated as NADH-ubiquinone oxidoreductase 20 kDa subunit. Gene Ontology annotation, molecular function: 4 iron, 4 sulfur cluster binding; quinone binding; NADH dehydrogenase (ubiquinone) activity. Bases 1 to 540 code for a protein of 179 amino acids. Gene Ontology annotation, biological process: electron transport coupled proton transport; mitochondrial respiratory chain complex I assembly; aerobic respiration. NCBI's taxonomy places the organism in Eukaryota, Evosea, Eumycetozoa, Acytosteliales, Cavenderiaceae. The transcript has 2 exons. The record is from RefSeq and is a predicted model, not a curated record.
AUGGCAUCACAAGCAGGACAACAUCUUUCAAAGCUUUUGGCAUCUUCAUUCAAGGCAGCACCACCAAGUUCAGUACCAGAGAUUGUUAUUAGCAAGCUCGAUGGUUUGGUCAAUUGGGCUCGUACAGGUUCAUUCUGGCCAAUGACCUUUGGUCUUGCAUGUUGUGCAGUAGAAAUGAUGCACGGUUACGCUGCUAGAUACGAUAUGGAUAGAUUUGGUGUCAUUCCUCGUGCUUCACCACGUCAAUCUGAUUGUAUCAUCGUUGCUGGUACUCUCACCAACAAGAUGGCUCCUGCUCUUCGUAAGGUUUACGAUCAAAUGCCAAAUCCAAGAUAUGUAAUUUCUAUGGGUUCAUGUGCCAAUGGUGGUGGUUAUUAUCAUUACAGUUACUCUGUUGUCAGAGGUUGUGAUCGUAUUAUUCCAGUUGAUGUUUAUAUCCCAGGUUGUCCACCAACUGCCGAGGCUUUUGUUUAUGGUAUCCUCCAACUCCAAAAGAAGAUUCAAAGAGAACAAGCUCUUCUCACAUGGUGGAGAAAGUAA